GUCGUGUUCCCAAAAGAAAACAGCACCAUCAUGUCCACUCCCUUGAAAACCUAUAAUUGUUAAUUCGCUCCUUCCCACCUUUCAUCUGAUAUGAUAGUCUCAUGAAACACAUGCAGACUAAACACUUUUCGAUCCCUACAACCCCACGAGUGAACCUCAACACUCCGCCCACGCGCUCUCUCAUCGUUUCUAUACAAACCACAAUCAUUUCACUUUGCAUACGGCAUUCAGCUUUCAUAUCUUAUUCGGUCACUUUCAUCACUCAUUCCUUAUUCUCGGCAUGGAUUCCGCAUAUUUUCUUUAAACUGCAUCUCUCAUUAUCAAGCGUCCUAGCGCUCACUCUUCUGUAUCUUUCUCUGUCACAUUCCCUUUCUCUUUCCGUUUAUUAUCAGCGACAGUUCAAAUAGGCAGCCAGUCCUUGUCAUCUAUCAGCUGAAAAAAAGAAAAUAAUAUAAUACAAUCAUACUAAAAGAGGUUAUAUC
This is a messenger RNA of Aspergillus costaricaensis CBS 115574, 482 nucleotides long. RefSeq lists its product as uncharacterized. The transcript has a single exon. Lineage: Eukaryota; Fungi; Ascomycota; Eurotiomycetes; Eurotiales; Aspergillaceae. The record is from RefSeq and is a predicted model, not a curated record. The coding region runs from base 102 to 407 and encodes 101 amino acids.